Molecule: messenger RNA, 1242 nt
Organism: Oreochromis niloticus (Nile tilapia)
Lineage: Eukaryota; Metazoa; Chordata; Actinopteri; Cichliformes; Cichlidae
Product: CMRF35-like molecule 1
Exons: 7
Coding region: 124-1125 (333 amino acids)
Biological process (GO): cell surface receptor signaling pathway; immune response
Cellular component (GO): external side of plasma membrane
Molecular function (GO): transmembrane signaling receptor activity
Source: RefSeq, a predicted model, not a curated record
UAUCUAGGACAGCUUUUAUUGUGGAGGUGCCUCCUGUCAGAGCGGUACAGCUUCCUAUUGAGAGUCUCCUGAGAGGAGGGUGAGGUCCGAGGCAGUGAGGAGCUCUGUAACGGGACUGUGAAGAUGAAAAUGAGGCUGCUGUCUGUGAUCCUGCUGCACGGAAGAUCUGCACAUUCAUGUGGACACAAGCUUGUUCAUGAUGCGAGUCAGGGUGAUCCGGGGGUGGGAUUGACAGUUUCUAAUGAAAAGGACACAGAAAGAGAAAGAGAAGGACGAGACCGUUACACUGAUCAUCCAGACGACUCUCCACUAGUCUGUGUGUGUGUGCUGCUGCUGUCUGCACCGACUGUUUCUGCAGUGUCUCUGAGUGUAAAUCCAGAUCACAAGCAGUUCUUCAGUCCUGGUGCUCUAGCGAUUCUGACUUGUGAUGAUGAUGAUGGAAAAACAGUUGAUGAAUGGACAGUGAAGAGGACCAGAGCAGGACUCACUGAGAGGUGUGGAGCAGCUGCAGGCCUUGUUCUUAAAAGGUCUCUGUGUCAACUUCAGUUGAGUAACCCCUCUGAUGGAGCUUACUUCUGUGAAAGCUCAUCUGGACAGCGUAGUGAUGAAGUCAACAUCAUUAUUUCAGCUGGUUCCCUGAUCCUGGACAUCCCUUCAUCUCCUGUGUGGACAGGAAGUAAUGUGACUCUGCUCUGUCAAUCCAAAGAGGGUAAACAGAGGAACUCUGAUUUCAAUAAAAAUGGUGAAAGAAUUGGAUUUGGUCCUGAAGGAACGUUGACUCUCAUUAAUGUUCAGAAGUCUCAUGAAGGUCUCUACUCGUGCUCAGCUGGUGUUGAUAAGAAGUCUCCUGAAUUCAGACUGACAGUCAGAGAUCCUCCUCCUACUACUGUAAAAGAUCCUUCUUCUACCCCUAAAGCAAUCACUCAGUCUUCCAGAACAUCAACCCCCCAAAGUACCAGUAAAAAAGACCCUGAAAAUACAAAUAAAAAAAACCCUCCUGCUAACAAUAAAUCAAAAAGGAAAGAUGAGGAGGAUGAGUGGGACUGGCUCCCAUCCUCUGACCUUCCUCUCACAGUCUCCAUCAUGUCAGGUCUGGUUUCUGUGGUUUUCCUGGUUCUGGUUUGAGUUCUGCUUUGGAGGAAGCUAAAAGGAAAGUGGGGACACUCACUGCCUUAUGGAGGACCUUCAUCCUACUGUCUCUGAUUGGCUGCUGUUCUGUGACAUCAUUGCCCCCCCCCCCCC